Coregonus sp. 'balchen' is the source of this 18014-nucleotide messenger RNA. The record is from the annotation of a GenBank genome assembly. Lineage: Eukaryota; Metazoa; Chordata; Actinopteri; Salmoniformes; Salmonidae.
AUGCCCAAUUCCCGUACACCAAGCAAACUGUUACUUGAGUCAUUAUGGUUCCACAUAGAACCAUUACCCUUCCCAAAGAACCCUUGAGGAACCCUCUUUUCUUAGUGUAUAUCUGCAACGCUCACUAUGUUGCACAUUCCUGAAUACCCUGUUUCCAGCUGUCUGCGAACCAUUCCUGGGGAACCUUUUUAUUCCCCUAGUGACAAUAAAUCAGCAGUCUGUUAAUGACUUAAGCCCCUAAAGUGCUCCGAUGUUUAUCUCCAUUUCCUUGUCCCAUUAGCCUACACAGAACUGGGCUACUACAUCAUCAAUAAGCUCCAUCAUGUGGACGAUUCUGUCGGAAACAAGACCAGGCGGGCUUUCCUCUACUUGGCAGUGUUCCCUCUACUCGAUGCCAUGGUGAGUCACGGCCUGCUGCCCGCUGGAUUCUAGUCCCCUUUUAGCUUGGGAAAUGCUUGACAGAGAGGUGGUGUUCUGACAUUCUGACCUACUACACAGAAUGCUCUGGGGUUUCCCAGAAGUACAGAUCUAGAAACACCUUUCCUUCUCCCAAUCCUAAUCUUAAUCAUUAGUGGGUGAAAUGCAAAACUGACCCAAGAUCAGCGCCCAGGGGCAACUUCACCAUACUCCUUUAGUCUCUGGCUUGGGAAAUGCUUGACAAAGAGGAUGGUGUUUUGUUUGACAUUCUGAUCUAUCGCUCAGAACGUGCUACCUAGACAAAAUAUGCAUGCUUUAUCUUAACCACUCAUGCUUUUAAUGAGCAUAUCUGUGUUACAUUGUAUAGUGUGUGUAGCGUUUCUGGUGUAGUGUAUCUAACAGCAUUGUUGGUGUAGGACUACGUGUACUGUUAUUUGCUAUUUUCUCUCUAUUUAUCCCAGUAGUAUUAGUUAUUUACCAACUGUGCAGUGAGUGUUUGGUCAUUGGUUUGUGAGUAUUUAGCUGUUUUUGUGCUACACUGUAAUUAUUUUUUAUUGUAUAUGUCAUGGUAAAUUACUGUUUAAUCAAAAGUAACAUACUGUAUAAACUGAAUACAGUAGAUUACAUCAAUUACAUUGCAUUGUGGGAAAAAAUGUAACGGGCGGAAAAUAUUUGAUGUAUUUUGGACAUUACCGUAGAAAAUGCUACUUGAAACACAGUAACAGUUUACUUACUGUAUUUGUGAAUAUUCAAAAUAGAAUGCCACACUUAAAGAACACGGGCAACAAAAUCAAAGCACAUCCUCUGAAGUAAGAGAGAAAAUGUUUUAGCAAAUUGGUUAAUUUGUUCCUGUUUUGUUAUUUACAUGUAUUGCUUUGUUUGUGGCUGUGCUGUUUUAUAUUAUAUGAAAAAUAUACAGUCAGAAAGGCACAUCAUACAAAUAAAUCAUUUUCCAUGGUUAAAGGCCCAGUGCAGUCAAAAUGUGAUUUUCCUGUUUUAUAUACACUGAGUGUACAAAACAUUAGGAACACAUUUUAGUGUAAGAGCUGUUUGAAAAGACCGCCUGAAAUUUCUGCCUGUUUUUUUGGGAUGGAUUUUUGCCCUGCCUGGUGACAUCACCACUCCCAGACAGUCCUAAUUCCUUGAGAAAUUGCUAAUUUUAAUUGAAAACAAUCACAGUAAGGUACUUAAUUCUUACCCAGAAAUUAUUUGAUACCAGUAUGAAAAUGUAUGCACUCACUAACUGUAAGUCGCUCUGGAUAAGAGCGUCUGCUAAAUGACUAAAAUGUAAAAUGUAAAUAUUGAGAUAAAAACAGCUGCAUUGGACCAUUAAAAGUCAACCAAGCACACACAACAUAGGCGCUACAUGUUACAUCCCCUUGUGGAAACCCUCACUUAGCCUGAAUUCAAACAACGCCCACUACGUCUUCUGUGUUUUUAGCUGACUAGAAAUUGAGUAAUUGUUGUUGCAAGCAAGCGCCGUAUGAUUAGCCAGUUUGAAAAUAAUCUAGUUAGCUUGCGUUGUUAGUGGACCACUUAAUGAAUAUCGGCUCCUACAGCUAUUCGUUGACUACUUGUUGAUAAUACGAUGCUUGUCAUUGUUGUUACAUGAUAUAAUAAUGCAUCAAAUUUGAGAUAAUUCAAUGUUUCACUGUUUUAAUUGUAUCUGUCCCUAUUGAAAUAGAUAACAAUGAGUAAAAUAUUUGAUCCAUGGACUGUUUGUCCCCUGUUUCAGGCCUGGACACAUGCCGGUAUUCUACUUAAGCACAAACACAGCCUGUUAGUGGGCUGUGCCUCCAUCUCUGAUGUCAUAGCUCAGGUAAGAAUCAGUUAUCAAUGGGUCUAUUGAUGAAUUGCAUUUCAUUUACAUAUGGCGAUAGUGAUUCAGGAGGGUGCAAAGCAGAGGAUAGGGAGAGGUAUGGACAUUAGUUAAUUUUGUACCGCAUUAUGCAGUCUAUUAGCAUUUGUUUUUACUAUUUGCAUUUGCUUGACUCUAUGUGCCUCAAGUAAACAAAUCCUUAUUUUAUCAUUGCAACUUAAAAUUAAGACUUGCAACACAUCCAAAAAAGACUUAUAUUAGCACAUCCUUCCGAGAUGGCUUUGAGAAGUUGUACAGUGAUCAAAAGUGAAUGUGUCAUUCUGAUUCUCUGGUUAGGACAUGUCAACAGAUCUAUCUUUCUCCUUGUCUUCCUCUUGCACCAACAUUUUCUCUGCCUCUUCUUUCUGCACUUCCUGCCAUUCUCCCUCUCUCUUCCUAUCCCUUCAUGUCUCUCUCUCUCUCUCUCUCUCUCUCUCUCUCUCUCUCUCUCCCUCUCUCUCGCCCUCUCUCUCGCCCUCUCUCCCUCUCUCUCUCUCACCCUCUCCCUCUCCCCCCCCCCCAGAUUGUCUUUGUGGCCAUCUUGCUUCACAGUCAUUUGGAGUGUCUGGAGCCUAUGUUGAUCCCUAUCUUGUCCCUCUACAUGGGGGCCCUGGUGCGCUUCACUAUUGUAGGACUGGGCUACUACCGCAACAUCCACUACAACAUCCCAGAGUCCAGCGGACCUGAAGUGGGGGUAGGUUAUCUCAGGUCAAAUGGGGUCAGGAUAUUCACUUUGUAUUUCUACAGUGGUCUGUUUGGAUGGUAGAGAUGCUUUGUGUAGAACAUAUAUGAUUGUCCAUUAUGUAGAAUGGUGAAUUGUGUCAGCUCUAUGUAUUACAUUUCUAUCUGCAACAUUCUGAACGUUUCACCUCACUGAACACACCCCAGGUGUCAAAGUUAACCGUGUGGAGCUUCUAUAUAAAUUAACUACCUGAGGAUGCAUGAUCUGUUAAAAAUCUUUACAGUAAGUCAUAUUGCAUGUCAACGCUCUAUGGGUGUGAUUGAAGACAGUGACACAUUAUAAACAGGCGGGUCAUUCAGUUAAUUGACUGUUGGGUCAUCAGUGAUAUAAUUAGUAGAAUAUCCAAUUAAUUUCAAUAUUACUUUUAUAAUCCCCAAGGUAAAUUAAAAUGGAAGGAUUGAAUUGAAUAGAAUUGUAAAAAAGGCUGUCCUGCUCCUCUCCUCUCUACCUAACUUCCCCUCACAGUCCCCUCAGUUUUCCUUAAGUCCCAUUAGUUUGGCUGCUCAGCCUACCUUAGUUAUCCCUCACCCAUCAUAGCCCUGCCAUUCCCAACCAAUUAGAGCGCUUGGAAAUGCGCAUCUGGACAUUGCACCCACCCACUCAGGUCAGUGUGUUAUCGCCGUCCAAAGGGAGAAGACGCAUGUUUCUGAGGACUCUUUAUUGUUGACAGUAACACGAAUGACUGAAUGUUGUGCGUGCAUCGAAAUAACCACAACAAUAAGAUUCCAAGUCAUUCGGAUUACCAAAAUCAUAUAAACAUCUUCAAAGGAAACAGCUGUGUGUGUGUGGUGGUGACUAUCAAGAGGACAGUGAUGGGCCUCAACAUCAUGUUCUAACCGGACAGCACUAUAGAAGACAGAACCAAACCAAUCAGUUAUUCGUAUAUAGUGGGUGAGGGCAUUCACAGCCAACUACUCAGACGGGUGAGGGCAUACCAGCCAAACUUUUUUUACGUGGUCCUUCUAGCCGGAUUUAGUGACCAACAGUUUUUAACAUGGUCCGUCAUUUCUCCGGAUUUAUCGAACAAUAGUUUUUACAAGAAUAGAUUUUGUUGUCCACCCUGAGAUCAAAUCCAAUUGUAUUUGUCACAUGCUUUGUAAACAACAGGUGUAGACUAACAGUGACAUGCCUACUUAUGGGCCCUUCCCAACAAUGCUGAGAGAAAAAAAGAGAAAUUAUAGAAAAAUAGCAAAAUUAUAACACAAGGAAUAAAUACACAAUGAGUAAUGAUAACUUGGCUAUAUACACAGGGUACCAGUAACUUGGCUAUAUACACUGGGUACCAGAGAUAUAACUUUAGUUACAAUAGAAUAUUACUUAAUUGUCCACCAUAUGAUGGAACUGUAGUUACAAUAAAAUAUAACUUUAUUGUCCUCCAUGAGAUGGACAUUUAGUUAUAAUAUAAUUAUUUCAUUGCACAGUUGCAUUUGGGAAUACUCAUCACUCCUUCCCAUGUCUCCCUCCGUCUUUCCCCAUCUCCCGCAGGGAGACGCUACCAUCAAGAAGAUGCUGAGUUUCUGGUGGCCCCUGGCCCUGAUCCUGGCCAUGCAGAGAAUCAGCAGGCCUAUCGUCAACCUCUUUGUCUCCCGGGACCUCAAGGGAAGCUCGGCUGCCACCGAGGCAAGUAUCCUACCGACCUCAUAUGAGGAUUUGAAGCACACAACACAUAAAAGCCGAGUCCCAAUUCUCCAACCUUUCCAGAAGUGUUCUCUUGCAACGGACAGCCGAGGUAAUCAGGAAAGUGAUAUAGUCCAGGUGAAUCUCAUAAUACCACACAGGUGCGUGUAAUGAUGGUGGCAACUGUGCGUAAUGAACAGUCAACUGGCGACCUUGAGCGCCGAAGAGGGGGAGCGGGAGUAGACGUGACAGGGGGGUGUCAAUGUAAAUAGUCCGGGUGGCUAUUGGAUUAAUUGUUUAGCAGUUGUAUGGCUUGGAGAUAGAAACUGUUAAGGAGCCUUUUGGACCUAGACUUGGCGCUCUGGUACCACUUGCCAUGCGGUAGCAGAGAGAACAGUCUAUGACUUGGGUGACUGGAGUGUUUGACAAUUUUUUGGGCCUUCCUCUGACACCGCCUAAUAUAUAGGUCCUGGAUGGCAGGAAGCUUGGCCCCAGUGAUGUACCAGAUUACCAGAUCUCACAGUGCCUGGAGAGUGUGUUUAACAUCCCAGAAACCACAUUAGUAUGAUAUAGCAAUCUUAUAAGAUGCACUUCAACUGGACUUCAAGAAAGACAAACAGGAACUCUUACUUCUGACGUGGUGGAGUGGUCUAUUGCUCUAAGUGUUUGGUUUCUGUGCUUUGGCCAGGCGGUGGCAGUACUGACCGCAACCUAUCCUGUGGGUCACAUGCCGUACGGCUGGCUGACAGAACUACGUGCAGUCUACCCCGCCUUCGACAAGGUAAGACGUGGUUGUUUACAGUACCUAGUAAGUAAGGCCGCUGAGAGUGGCCAGGUACCUCAACUUGGCUGUUGAUUUAACUGUUAAAUCAGUAAUGACUGUUCAAGAUUAUAUUAACAAUGUGGGUAGCACAGAAAUGCCUUGGGAUUUACUUGCAUUGUAAAAUUGUAAAACUACAAGGCCAGCUUUGUUGAAUUCUUUCAAUAAAGUAAAAGUGCAUUGAUACCACAUAUUUUCAAGUAAAUACCAGGUAAAUAGCAGUGGAAACAAUAUCGUAAAAUAAAGUGCUGCCUUAAUGUUUUUAUGUAGCAGAUCCUCCUCUAGGAUGCAGUUUACAAUGAUUUGGGCACAGUAUGGGCUUAUUGCAGUGGUGCAGAUACUUAGACCAGAAUUCAAUCAAAGGUGCGUUGUCAACAAGCACAUUGCAUUUUACUUUUAAAGGUAAUUUACGCUUCAGCCGACAUCCGCAGUGUUUACCAUGAAUGUGAUCUCCGCAAACAUUGGGAAAAUUGGCUUUAAAAGCCGCAUUGUUGGUAGUGCACUGAAUAGCUUUGCAACGCACUUUUGAAUGAAUCCCUGCUUCAGUUCAGUGAAUUUAUUGUUAGUUUGUGCAAAGUUCAGCAGACUUCGAUGCCUAGCUGUCCCCUUAACUCAACUGUCACUGUUCUUCAUUGCUCUGUUUAUACCAAUAUGACAUUACUGAACCUGCAGAAAAGUACACACAGAAAUAUGAUACACAUAAUUCCACUGCACCAUGUAUUUUGGGGGAGUCUGAAUUCUUAGCGGACAACUAGAAUUACUGCGGCUCUCACUGACAUUUCAUAAUAUUUAUAGGUAAACAAAGGCGUGCUGAGGAAAGACAAACCUGCUCCAGGAUGUUUGAGGGCUGCGGUUAGGAAAGUCACUGUGUGGUUUACUUGUGCUGAGUCCUACAAUGUCACAGUGAUGAAAGAUUAACUGUGCCAAGGUGGUUUCAAAUAGUAAGGUAGUUGCCUCUCCAGCCAUGAUUGAGCACAAUAUCAGUCCAUGUUUUAACAAUACAUUUUUAGGGGAGAGUACAUUUUGUUGAGACAUUGUUCUCAUAACAAUGUCAUAGUUGGUUUUGAUAUGGUAUUACCUGUGUUAACUGUAGUUGUAAAGCCUGUUGUUUACUGAACUAAACCAAAAUCACACAAUGAUUCUAGAUGUCAUUUGUAAAGCAAUUAUAUGGUUUAUGUGAAGAUUUAAGUUGGGAUUCAAUCAAACGCUCAUUGUCGACAAGCGCAUUCGACUUGACUUGUAAAGGUAAUUUAAACAUGAGCCGAUAUCCACAACGUACCAUGACUCCGAUCUUCGUGAAUGUUGAGAAAUUGUCAACAAUGCACCUUUGAUUGAAUCCCAGCCUUAGCCAACAGAGCGCACUCACACCUGUCCUUUUUGUUUGUUCUUCUUUGCCCCCAGAACAACCCCAGUAACAAACUAACCAACAUCAAUACCACAAUCUCCAAAUCCCACAUCAAGAAGUUCACAUUUGUCUGCUUUGCACUUUCUAUUACGGUACGUUCAACCUCGCAAUCAUCUUUUGUGGAUUGGAGAGAAUUUGUCUGUGUUUGUAUUGCUUUUAGGUCUUUAAAAAGCUUAAUAACAUUGUUAUAACAUGAGUGUCCUGAUGCGGGCCAGAAUUCAAUGAUUGAAGAUAGUAGGUUUCUUGCAUUGUGCUUUCAGCUUUCAGAAAUGUGUUUGAUGGAGUAGGGUUCUUGCAUUGUGCUUUCAACUUUCAGAAAUGUGUUUGAUGGAGUAGGGUUCUUGCAUUGUGCUUUCAGCUUUCAGAAAUGUAUUUGAUGGAGUUGCCCUUAGACACUGAUCUUGGGUCAGUUUUGCAUUUCCCCAACUACAACAGAUCCUAGAUCUGUACUAAGGGGAAACUUCACCCCAGAGUGAGUUUGAUUGCAUAGCAGCAUAUCCUGGAUGGAGGAGUUGUCGUUGUUGUAAGAUAGAAAUUAGCAGUGUCUUUUUCAGAUGAUUUCUGUAUUAAACAAUAAUACGCAUCAAAAUAUAAUAUAGACAUCAAACUACACAUCCAUAUACACAUGAAUAUACACGUUAAUAUACACAACCACACACAAAAAGCAAAACACAAUCUUUCAUGAGGUUAUAAGCAAGAUGAGUUGAAAUGUAAAAUGAGUUCACAGCCAGAUAUGCUGUCAGUACUGAACGGGUCAUACCAUGAGAUUGACGCCUUCAUGAAGCCUUUCUAAGUCAGGAAUACUGUAGAUGCCUCACAAUCCUUUAUAAAGGCUACAUAAAGCCUCAAUAAAACAUACUUAGUUUUCCGAACGAAAGCUCAUUGUGUGACCAAAACCUUGUUUAGCCACCAAACAUCAGCAGUCAAAUCUGCAUCGUUCACUCAACCAUCAGGGGCUGGAGAAAUGUGCUGGCAUUUUGCCUCUUCAAAUCAAUUUUUCCAUCACCAAAAACAGUGUUUUCCAUCAGCAAGGUUAACCACUGAGUUAGCCACUUUUUUUCUUAUUUAUGUCGACAGUUUUCUGUGAAGCUGAGUUGGUAAUACAGUUUUAUCAACUGUUUACAAGGUGACACAACAGACCUUAGGAGAUACUUUUUUUCUUGGUUAUUAUUCAAUGUACCUUCAUGCGGUCCUGAAUUCAGGGAAGCGUUUAUGAGCAGAAUAUAUUCAAACAUGCCUUUUUACUUGAAAUAGUAUCCUAAAUAGUAAUAGUAUCUUCGCUGUCCUACUAUGAUUGUUUAUCAAAAGUGCUUGAGCAAUGGAAGCAAUAUAGUUCCCAUUCCAUCUGCAAGUGAUUAGGGUUAGGGUUAGUGUGUGUGGACGUUGAUUCUGAGUUGAGAUUAAUAAGCCCUUUACAAAUUAACAAUAACAAAAAAAUUAUUAAAGAGCAGUAGUAAAAUAACAGUAGCGAGGCUAAAUACAGGGGGUACCGGUACAGAGUCAAUGUGCGGGGGCACAGGUUAGUCGAGGUAAUUGAGGUAAUAUGUACAUGUAGGUAGAGUUAAAGUGACUAUGCAUAGAUAAUAAACAGAGAGGAGUAGCAGCUUAAAAGAGGGGGGGGGGGGGGGGUCUUAUGGCUUGGGGGUAGAAGCUGUUAAGAAGCCUUUUGGACCUAGACUUAGCAUUCCGGUACCGCUUGCUGUGCGGUAGCAGAGAGAACAGUCUUUGACUAGGGUGGAUGAAGUCUUUGACAAUUUUUAGGGCCUUGCUCUGACAAAGCCUGGUAUAGAGGUCCUGGAUGGCAGGAAGCUUGGCCCCAGUCAUGUACUGGGCCGUACGCCCUACACUCUGUAGUGCCUUGCGGUCGGAGGCCGAGCAGUUGCCAUACCAGGCAGUGAUGCAACCAGGCAGGAUGCUCUCGAUGGUGCAGCUGUAAAACAUUUUGAGGAUCUGAGGACGCAUGCCAAAUCUGUUCAGUCUCCUGACGGGAAAUAGGCUUUGUCGUGCCCUCUUCACAACCGUCUUGGUGUGUUUGGACCAUGAUAGUUUGUUGGUGACGUGGACACCAAGGAACUUGAAGCGCUCAACCUGCUCCACUACAGCCCUGUCGAUGAGAAUGGGGGCGUGCUCAGUCUUCUUUUUCCUGUAGUCCACAAUCAUCUCCUUUGUCUUGAUCACGUUGGGGGAGAGGUUGUUAUCCUGGCACCACAUGGCCAGGUCUCUGACCUCCUCCCUAUAGGCUGUCUCAUUGUUGUCGGUGAUCAGGCCUACUACUGUUGUGUCGUCUGCAAACUUAAUGAUGGUGUUGGAGUCGUGCCUGGCAAUGCAGUCAUGGGUGAACAGGGAGUAGAGGAGGGGACUGAGCACGCACCCCUGAGGAGUCUCCAUGUUGAGGAUCAGCGUGGCAGAUGUGUUGUUACCUACCCUUACCACCUGGGGGCGGCCCGUCAGGAAGUCCAGAAUCCAGUUGCAGAGGGAGGUGUUUAGUCCCAGGGUCCUUAGCUUAGUGAUGAGCUUUGAGGGCACUAUGGUGUUGAACGCUGAGCUGUAGUCAAUGAAUAGUAUUCUCACGUAGGUGUUCCUUUUGUCCAGGUGGGAAAGGGCAGUGUGGAGUGCAAUAGAGAUUGCAUAAUCUGUGGAUCUGUUGGGGUGGUAUGAAAAUUGGAGUGGGUCUAGGGUUUCUGGGAUAAUGUUGUUUAUGUGAUCAGCCUUUCAAAGCACUUCAUGGCUACAUACGUGAGUGCUACGGGUCGGUAGUCAUUUAGGCAGGUUACCUUAGUGUUCUUGGGCACAGGGACUAUGGUGGUCUGCUUGAAACAUGUAGGUAUUACAGACUCAGUCAGGGACAGGUUGAAAAUGUCAGUGAAGACACUUGCCAGUUGGUCAGCGGAUGCUCGGAGUACACGUCCUGGUAAUCCGUCUGGCCCUGCGGCCUUGUGAAUGUAGACCUGUUUAAAGGUCUUACUCACAUCGGAUACGGAGAGCGUGAUCACACAGUCGUCCGGAACAGCCGAUGCUCUCAUACAUGCUUCAGUGUUGCUUGCCUCGAAGCGAGCAUAGAAGUAAUUUCGCUCGUCUGGUAGGCUCUUGUCACUGGGCAGCAUGUGGCUUUGCUUCCCAUUGUAGUCUGUAAUAGUUUGCAAGCCCUGCCACAUCCGACGAGCAUUGGACCUGGUGUAGUACAAUUAAAUCUUAGUCCUGUAUUGACGCUUUGCCUGUUUGAUGGUUCGUCAGAGGCCAUAGUGGGAUUUCUUAUAAGCGUCCGGGUUAGAGUCCCAAUCCUUGAAAGCAGCAGCUCUACCCUUUAGCUCAGUGCGGAUGUUUCCUGUAAUCCAUGGCUUCUGGUUGGGGUAUGUACGUACGGUCACUGUGGGGACGACGUCGUCGAUGCACUUAUUGAUGAAGCCAGUGACUGAUGUUGUGUAGUCCUCAAUGCUAUCGGAAGAAUCCCGUAACAUAUUCCAGUCUGUGCUAGCAAAACAGUCCUGUAGCUCAGCAUCUGUGUCAUCUGACCACUUCCUUAUUAACCGAGUCAAUGGGGCCUCCUGCUUUAGUUUUUGCUUAUAAGCAGCAAUCAGGAGGAUAUAAUUAUGGUUAGAUUUGCCAAAUGGAGGGCGAGGGAGAGCUUUGUGCACAGACUAAAGGUGGUCUAGAGUUUUUUUUCCUCUGGUUGCACAUUUAACAUGCUGGUAGAAAUUAGGUAGAACGAAUGUAAGUUUCCCUGCAUAAAAAAGUCCCUGGCCACUAGGAGCGCUGCCUCUGGAUGAGCGUUUUCCUGUUUGCUUAUGGCCUUAUACAGCUAAUUGGAUGCAGUCUUAUUGCCAGCAUUGGUUUGUAGUGGUAAAUAGAGAGCUACGAAAAAUAUAGAUGAAAACUCUCUUGGUAAAUAGUGUGGGAUACAGCUUAUCAUGAGAUACUCUACCUCAGGCGAGCAAAUCCUUGAGCUGUUGUUUACAAAUAUACACAGACCGCCACCCCUUGUCUUACUGGAGGCAGCUGUUCUAUCUUGCCGAUGCAGGAUAUCCGUGAUCGUAGUUAGUCUAUUUUGUUAUCCUAUGAUUGUACGUUGGCUAAUAGGACUGAUGGUAGAGGCAGAUUACCCACUCGCCGUCUGAUCCCUACAAGGCACCCCGACAUACGUCCCGAUAUCUCCGUCUCUUUCUCAUGCGAAUGACGGGGAUUUGGGCCUUGUCGGAUGUCUGAAGAAAAUCCUUUGCGUCCGACUCGUUAAAGAAGAAGUCUUCGUCCAGUACAAGGUCAGUAAUCUCUGUCCUGAUAUCCAGAAGCUCUUUUCGGUCGUAAGAGACGGUGGCAGAAACCUUAUGUACAAAAAAGUUACAAAUAACACGAAAAAACACACACAAUAUCUGUCAGGGGUGCUGAAGGUGGGUGUGGUGAAUGAAUCAAGCGCAGGAGGCAGAGGUACAGUCCAAAAGACUUUAGUGCAAUAUCCACAAGAGAAAAGCACAUAAUAGCCCGAAGGCGAAAAUCACGGCGCACACAGGCGUCAAAUAAACGGCGCACAAACAUGUGCAAACAAACCUCUCCAAAACACUGGAGGGAGGAACAAAGCUCCAACACGAAAACAGAAUGGGCAAUCACACACAAACACAGACACACACAACGAGAACUAAAUAGAACACUAACGAGGACUAACUAGACACAGGUGUACAACAUCAAGACAAAACCAAACAAACAUGAAACAUAGAUCGGUGGCAGCUAGUACUCCGGGGACGACGACCGCCGAAGCCUGCCCGAACCAGGAGGAGGAGCAGCCUCGGCCGAAACCGUGACAGUACCCCCCCCCCUUGAGCCGUGCGCCGACCCCGGCCUCGAGGACGACCAGGAGGACGCGGAGCAGGGCGCGCGGGAUGGUCCCGGUGGAACUCCGACAGGAGAGAUGGGUCUAGGAUGUCCCUCCGCGGCACCCAGCACCGCUCCUCCGGGCCGUACCCCUCCCACUCCACGAGAUACUGGAGACCCCCCAUCCGGCGUCUGGAGUCCAAGAUGGACCGAACGGUGUACGCCGGAGCCCCCUCGAUGUCCAAUGGGGGUGGAGGAGUCUCUCCUAUCUCAUUGUCCUGGAGUGGACCAGCUACCACCGGCCUGAGAAGAGACACAUGGAACGAGGGGUUAAUAUUCUUAUAUUCAACAGGUAGAUGUAACUUAUAACACACCUCGUUCAAUCUUCUCAGGACAUUAAAGGGCCCGACAAACCGCCGACCCAGCUUCCGGCAGGGCAGGCGGAGGGGUAGGUUUCUGGUAGAGAGCCAGACUCGAUCUCCGGGUGCGUACACCGGCCCCUCACUGCGGUGGAGAUCGGCGCUCGCCUUGUGACGAAGGACGGCCCGCUGCAGGUGGACGUGGGCAGCGUUCCACGUCUCUUCCGAGCGCCUCAUCCAAUCAUCCACCGCAGGGGCCUCGAUCUGGCUCUGCUGCCACGGUGCCAGAACCGGCUGGUAACCUAAUACACAUUGGAAAGGGGUUAGGUUGGUAGAGGAGUGGCGGAGAGAGUUCUGGGCCAUCUCGGCCCAGGGAAUGUAACGCGCCCACUCCUCAGGCCGGUCCUGGCAAUACAACCUCAGAAACCUACCCACAUCCUGGUUGACACGUUCUACCUGCCCGUUACUCUCCGGGUGGUACCCCGAGGUAAGGCUAACCGAGACCCCCAAACGCUCCAUAAACUCUCUCCACACCCGGGAGGUAAACUGGGGGCCUCGAUCAGACACUAUAUCCUCGGGGACCCCGUAAUGCCGGAAGACGUGGGUAAAUAGGGCCUCAGCGGUCUGUAGGGCAGUAGGAAGACCCGACAUAGGGAGAAGACGACAGGCCUUAGAGAACCGGUCCACAACGACCAGGAUGGUGGUAUUCCCCUGAGAGAGGGGAAGGUCUGUCACAAAAUCCACCGAGAGGUGGGACCAUGGUCGUUGUGGAACGGGCAGGGGUUGUAACUUACCCCUGGGCAGGUGUCUGGGCGCCUUACAUUGGGCGCACACCGAGCAGAAGGAGACAUAAACCCUCACAUCCCUGGCUAACGUGGGCCACCAGUAUUUAGUGCUACGACAAUGCACUGUCCGGCCAAUACCCGGAUGUCCAGAGGAGGGUGACGUGUGAGCCCAGUAAAUGAGUCGAUCCCGAAUCUCGAGCGGAACGUACUUCCGACCCUCAGGACACUGUGGAGGGCUGGGGUCGGUACGCAACGCUCGCUCGAUUUCGGCAUCGACCUCCCACACCACCGGUGCCACAAGACAAGACUCCGGUAGUAUGGGAGUAGGCUCAACGGACCUCUCCUCCGUGUCAUACCGCCGGGACAGCGCAUCUGCCUUACCAUUCUGGGACCCAGGGAUGUACGUGAUUUUAAAUACGAACCUGGCGAGAAACAUACUCCAUCGAGCCUGGCGAGGGUUCAGUCUCCUCGCUGCCCGGAUGUACUCCAGGUUCCGAUGGUCAGUCAAAAUGAGGAAAGGGUGUUGAGCCCCCUCAAGCCAAUGCCUCCACACCUUAAGGGCCUGAACUACAGCUAACAGCUCCCUGUCCCCGACGUCAUAAUUUCGCUCCGCCAGGCUGAGCUUUUUUGAGUAAAAAGCACAGGGGCGGAGUUUAGGUGGCGAGCCGGACCGUUGAGAGAGAACGACCCCUAUACCAGCCUCAGACGCGUCCACCUCAACCUGAAAGGGAAUUGUGGGAUCCGGAUGCGCCAGCACCGGAGCCGACGUAAACAGGUCCUUCAGUCUCCCAAAGGCCCUGUCCGCAUCAGCUGACCACUGCAGGCGCACCGGACCCCCCUUCAGAAGUGACGUGAUGGGAGCUGCCACCUGUCCAAAACCCCGGAUAAACCUCCGGUAGUAAUUCGCAAAGCCCAAGAACUGCUGCACCUCUUUUACAGUGGUUGGAGUUUGCCAAUUACGCACAGCGGACACACAAUCCACCUCCAUUCUCACCCCUGACGCGGACAACCGAUACCCCAAAAAGGAGACCGACUCCUGGAAAAACAGACAUUUCUCUGCCUUGACAUAUAGGUCAUGCUCCAACAGCCUCCUCAAUACACGUCACACCAGGGUUACAUGCUCGGCUCGGGUAGACGAGUACACCAGAAUAUCAUCAAUGUACACGACCACCCCUUGUCCCUGCAUAUCCCGGAAAAUGUCGUCUACGAAGGAUUGGAAGACUGAUGGAGCAUUCAUCAACCCAUAUGGCAUGACAAGAUACUCGAAAUGACCCGACGUGGUACUAAACGCUGUUUUCCAUUCAUCGCCCUCCCUAAUGCGCACCAAGUUAACGCGCUCCUGAGAUCCAAUUUUGUGAAAAACCGCGCUCCAUGCAAUGACUCCGUCAUGGUCGCAAUCAGAGGGAGUGGAUAACUGUAUUUCACAGUAAUCUGAUUGAGACCACGGUAAUCAAUGCACGGGCGCAACCCUCCAUCUUUCUUUUUCACAAAAAAGAAACUUGAAGAGGCGGGGGAAGUGGAAGGCCGAAUGUAUCCCUGUCUCAAAGAUUUGGUUAUGUACGUCUCCAUAGCUUUUCUCUCCUCUUGAGACAAAGGAUACACAUGGCUCCGUGGGAGCGCUGCUCCUGCCUGGAGAUCAAUCGCACAAUCCCCCUGUCUAUGGGGAGGCAACUGCGUCGCCCUAGUCUUGCUAAACACGAGAGCUAAAUCCCCAUAUUCAGGCGGAAUGUGCAGUGCGGGCACUUGGUUUGGACUUUCCACCGAAGUCGCCCCCACGGAAACACCCAGACAUCGCCCCUCACACUGAGCAGACCACCCAUCGAGAGCCCUCUGUUGCCACGAAAUAGCAGGGUUAUGGGUGCUUAACCAGGGAAUUCCCAGCACUACUGGGUACGCAGGAGAGUCGAUCAGAUACAGCUGUAUAGUCUCUUCAUGACCCCCCUGCGCACACAUCCUAAGUGGCGCUGUGACUUCCCUGAUCAACCCCGACCCCAACGGGCGGCUAUCUAAGGCAUGAACGGGAAAAGGUUUGUCAACAGGUAGGAGAGGGAUCCCUAACUCUAAACAAAACUUUCGAUCAACAAAAUUCCCAGCUGCGCCUGAAUCUACUAGCGCCUUAUGCUGGGAAUGAGGUGCGACCUGUGGAAAACCAACAGGUAUACAAAAGUGCGCAACAGAAAGCUCUGGGUAAGUGGGGCGUCUACUCACCUGGGAGGCCCCCCCAGUGUGUGGCCUGUUGUCUUCUCCCCCGGAGAACCCUCCCCAGCACCUGGCCGCAGUGUGCCCUCCACGACCGCACUUGGUGCAGGAGACAGGCCCCCUCGGGCUCUUCCUCCUCCGUUCUCUAGCGCCGGCACCCCCGAGCUCCAUAGGGCUCGGCUCGGAGAUGCCGGAGGGCGGAAUGGACGGACCCCCCUCGGGACGUCCACGGGUGGCCAGCAGGGUUUCUAAACGGAUGGACAUAUCGACCAACUGGUCGAAAGUCAGAUGGGUAUCCCUGCAGGCCAACUCCCGUUGAACGUCCUCCCGGAGGCUACACCGAAAAUGGUCGAUGAGAGCCCGUUCAUUCCACCCUGCAUCCGCCGCUAGAGUCCGGUACUCCAAAGCAAACGCCUGUGCGCUCCUCCUCCCCUGUCUUAAGUGGACUAGCCGCUCCCCCGCCGCUUUGCCCUCAGGUGGAUGGUCAAACACGGCCUUGAAGCGGCGGGAGAACUCGGCGUAGGAGAUGGUGUUGGCGUCCAUCUUCCUCCACUCAGCGUUAGCCCACUCCAACGCCUUAACGGUGAGACAGGAGAUGAGGGCGGAAAUGCUCUCGUGUCCCGAGGGCGCCGGGUGUACGGUGGCAAGGUAGAGUUCCACUUGUAACAGGAACCCCUGACACCCGGCAGCGGUGCCGUCGUAUGCCCUCGGGAGCGAGAGCCAAAUCCCACUGGGUUCCGGUAGUUGGACGUGCGGGCUGACCGAUGGUGAUGGUGCGGUAGGUGGGGGUGUGGGUACCCCGCUGGUCUCCCAUCUAUGGAGGGUGUUCAUCACUCGGUCCAGGUUUGGUUGAUACGAUCCUCCUGACCACGAAGGCGCUCCUCCAUGAUCUGAGUGGGUACGGGUGCUCCUGCUGAUUCCAUAAGGUGGUGUGUGAUUCUGUCACGGGUGCUGAAGGUGGGUGUGGUGAAUGAAUCAAGCGCAGGAGGCAGAGGUACAGUCCAAAAUACUUUAGUGCAAACAAGAGAAAAGCACAUAAUAGCCCGAAGGCGAAAAUCACGGCGCACACAGGCGUCAAAUAAACGGCGCACAAACAUGUGCAAACAAACCUCUCCAAAACACUAGAGGGAGGAACAAAGCUCCAACACGAAAACAGAAUGGGCAAUCACACACAAACACAGACACACACAACGAGAACUAAAUAGAACACUAACGAGGACUAACUAGACACAGGUGUACAACAUCAAGACAAAACCAAACGAACAUGAAACAUAGAUCGGUGGCAGCUAGUACUCCGGGGACGACGACUGCCGAAGCCUGCCCGAACCAGGAGGAGGAGCAGCCUCGGCCGAAACCGUGACAAUAGCACAAUUGGUUAGGUGUCCGUAAAACGGCAGCCAUCUCCUCCGGCGGCAUUCUUUACACUCAACACAUUUGGCACAAAGGUUGUGAUACAAUGGAGAGGCACUAGCAUUUUGGAGGCGCCACAAACUUUUUGUGUACAUUUGUUUAUGCAGAUAAACUCUCACUAAAAAUAUCUGUUAAUGGGGAUCCAUAAUAAAUACAAAUACAAAUGUGUGUCUAACUACCUCCGGAGUUGGGCAGGAUGAUCUAAUCACAAUGUGUAUUUUGAUUGUCUACACCUUUCAAAAAAUGUGGCCACAAUCAGAAUGUGGACAAGAUCAGGACAAAGGACGCAAGUUAGAACCAAGUAUAAAGAGGACUUUUGGAAACAAAGUGUGGUCAGUGAUGAACUGCUGGCUCCGUAUUAGACUUUGCCCCAUUUAGGUGUUGUGGUCUAAGUAAUGGAGGGCUGUCUUUCCAGAUCAGUUUUUACCACACUCAUUCACUGUGGUCAAGGUAAUGACAUGGUGCCUCGACAAACCUUUGCCCUAGAUAAGGUAUGUGCACGAUGCUAGGAUUCUAAGGUGCUAGGAUUCUAGCCCUACCUAAGGUUGGGCUCCUGAAUUAGUUUGUUUGAAUCUACAAUCUACAAGAAAAACUGACAGAAGUGCACAUUUUAAUUGGAAAAUACAGGAAGAGAGAAUGUUUUAGACAAAUGUAAAUCCUUUUCAAUUGAAUGGUUUGGGGUUAGUUUUGAUAUUUUCACCUAUUGCUUCCUGAUUGGGUCUCAUGUGGACAUACACUGCAUUCGGAAAGUAUUCAGACCCCUUCCCUUUUUCCACAUUUUGUUACAUUAAAGCCUUAUCCUAAAAUGGAUAAAAUUACUUUUUCAUUUGCAAAAAUUUAUAAAAACCUGUUUUUACUUUGUCAUUAUGGGGCAUUGUGUGUAGAUUGAUGAGGGGGGGAAACAAUUUAAUCCAUUUUAAAAUAAGGCUGUAACGUAACAAAAUGUGGAAAAAGUUAAGGGGUCUGAAUACUUUCCGAAUGCACUGUACAAAUGUAACAGAGGUCCAUUCAUGUGUCGCUAGCGCUCACUCUCUGGCGCGCUAUUUAAUCUGGGGAGCACGUUGCCCUCCCCAAAUCCUAACCUUACCUUCACAAUGAAACCAUGGAACUGACCAUUGAUCUGCGUUUAGGCCAGGGUAAUUUAACCCUAAUCCUAACUCCCUGGGGCUUCAGACAGUGUUAACCCUGUGUUUGGUUUUGGUUGUCCAGCUAUGCUUUUUGGUGUUCUGGACGCCUCACAUCUCGGAGAGGAUCCUAGUAGACAUCAUUGGUGUGGACAACGCCUUCGCAGAGCUCUGUGUCCCUCCACUGCUAAUCUUCUCCUUCUUCCCUGUUCCAGGUAAGAUCCAAGUAGGGAAUCAGUGGAAAUGGAAUGUUUGAAUUUAGCACAGCAGGGAAACGUCCUGCUUACAGAUGUAAAAAAAAAAAAAAAAAACUCAUUUAUAAGUGACAAUUUAUUUUACUAUGACAGUGACCAUCCGGGCUCACCUGACGGGCUGGCUCAUGACUUUGAAGAAGACCUUCGUCCUUGCUCCCAGCUCUGUCCUGCGCAUCAUCGUACUGAUCACCAGUCUCAUUGUACUCCCUUACAUGGGGUAA